Molecule: messenger RNA, 1312 nt
Organism: Pseudomassariella vexata
Lineage: Eukaryota; Fungi; Ascomycota; Sordariomycetes; Amphisphaeriales; Pseudomassariaceae
Product: N-terminal domain of NEFA-interacting nuclear protein NIP30-domain-containing protein
Exons: 1
Coding region: 183-1046 (287 amino acids)
Cellular component (GO): nucleus
Source: RefSeq, a predicted model, not a curated record
GGGCUGUAACCAGACCCUCAGGGACGAGCUCAAGAGCUCACCACUUCACAACUUCGACUUUCUCACCAGGAUUUUAAGACGCGCAAUCUCAACGCGCAGCACUCGAUUCCGCCCACAGCCGCCAAUUUCUGGCUGGAGGAUCGCUCCUACAGCUUCCGAUUGAUACCUACACCCCACACGCAAUGUCGUCGCGCUUCGUCUCGGGCGGCAUCAUCCCCGGCGACGGCACUUCACCAGCCCCACCUCCUCCAGCUGGUACUGCCGCGACAGCUUCAGCCAUAACCCCAGGAGCAGCAGCACCCUCGUCAACCGUCAAAUCCACCUCUAGCACUCUCAGCACUGCCACGCCCACCACCACCACCACCAGCGCACCCCAACCCAAUCCGACCACCGCAUCCGCCUGGUCCGAAGUCGAAUCCCGUCUGCAAUCCGAACGUCUUGCCCGCGAAGCCGCGCGCAAAUCCCUCGUUGAAGGCACCAACAGCCAAAACAGUCUGUACGACGUUUUACAAGCCAACAAAGCCGCCAAACAAGCCGCGUUCGAAGAAGCAAGUCGGCUGCGGAACCAGUUCCGGGCUUUGGACGACGACGAGAUUGAUUUCUUGGACGAGGUGGAGGAGGAGAAGCGGAAGGAAGAGGAGAGGAUACGGAGGGAGACGGAAGAGAGGUUGAGGCGGUUCAAGGAGGCGCAGAGGGGGUUAAAUGAGGGUGAAGAAGGGGAAGUAGGGGCGGGCAUAGGGGAGAAUGAGGUCGGAUUGGAGUGGAGUAAGGGUGCGGCGGGACGGAAGAGGAAGAGGGAGAAGGACGAGAAGAUAAAGGGGUUGAAGAGGAGGGUGAGUUCGGGAGUCAAGGUCGAGGCAAAGGAGGAGGGCAUCUCUGGUGAAGGUCGUGGUGAAAAAGGCGUGCGGAAGGUCGAGGCGAAUGCGAGCGAGGCCUUGACGGAGACUAAUGCUCUUACGAAAGCGACACCAGCGCCCGCACCGUCUCCAACAGUGGCAAAGCCGAAGCUUGGCCUCAUGGAUUACGGAUCUGAUGACGAUGACUGAAGCAGGAACUCGUCUUCACGUUCAUUAUCCUAUCACCGGAUGCCCAUUAAAUCGAUGCUGGACAUCGUUGGCUAAAUCUUGCCCCAACGGCAUGAGUCUGGACGCUGCCUCGUCGGCGUACACCAAGCAUCCAAAUCAUGGAUUAAGACUCCUCGGAGUCCAGUCCACACGGUGAGACUGUAAUACGUCCAUGGCGUGGCCGCGUAGACUGACGCUUUGAGAGGCGAUAGAGAGUCCCGUCGAUAUUAUUAUACCCAAGGAUGCGU